This is a messenger RNA of Colletes gigas, 4511 nucleotides long. RefSeq lists its product as uncharacterized. Bases 222 to 4439 code for a protein of 1405 amino acids. The record is from RefSeq and is a predicted model, not a curated record. The transcript is spliced from 19 exons. NCBI's taxonomy places the organism in Eukaryota, Metazoa, Arthropoda, Insecta, Hymenoptera, Colletidae.
GAGUUUGUAUUCUAUGAUCGUGCAAUCUCGAAACAUUUUCAAAUUUGAACGCUAAAAUUGAUCAACUGUCAAACAAUACGUUAAGUGUAAUAUGGUACAAUCCUUCCAUUGUUGGAUUGAUUUAGCGAUUAAAAAAUCGCUUAGAGUUCUCUGUUCGUCCGCAACGUUCCUUUGAGCGAUUUUUGCGCCUCAGAAUCAUACGACAAACGAAUCGUUCAACGAUGUUUACACCGUCGAAGCCCACAGGGGCGAAUUUCCUGGACUUAACUUUGUUAAACACUCCGCAACCGCAAGCAACUUCGACCGUUCAAAGGAAAAACACAUUGGAAAGCAAGUAUCUUGAGAAUUGCAAUAAUGAAAUUACAUAUAAACAGUCUGAGAUACAGAAGGAUGAUGUAGUACAAAAACCCGAUGAUUCGUCUCUGGGUAUACUCAAUAAUAUAUCUUUCUUUUUAGCUGAAGUGAGUAAUAUGGACGAUAUGGAGAGACAAAGCGAAAAUAAGUUAGAAGCAGAACGUGAACUUGCCAGGAAACUACUUCAGAGAUGCAGUGACUUAAAGAAGACAUCUCCUAUGUAUGAGACAAACAAAGAAAACAAUGCAAACAUUCAAAACAUGUCUGACAAUGUAUUGUCAUCGAUCGCUAUUGAUCCGGGUAAGUCAGUAUGCUCUAACAAAGUGAAUUUCCAGAAUGAAAAUACAUCGCAUUCUGCAAAUAGUAAAGCAAGCAGCAUCGCUUUUGUUCCCAACGAGAUAAGUGCUCGUUCGUCUGGGUUGAGUAGGAGUUCAGAGAAACAGUUGUCAUCGUUAUCGGAUAAAAAUGUAAAUGCGAUUACAUUUGAUUCGACUACUGCCGAAUUAAUGGCUCAAUUCAACAACGAAGAGUUUCAUUCUGCUUCUGGGAUGGCUAGUCAAUUGUUAGCCGACGAUCUAUCCUGGCAGCAGAAUUACUCUUACGCUCUUCCGACCACCGAAAAGGAAUAUUUAAAUUUAUCGUGUUUCUCGGGUAUCAUCGGUGAACUGGAUUUAUCAGUAGAAUCUCGUGCUGGGCGCAAAGUAUCAGUGGACGAAUAUUUUAAGCGUAAAUGUGGAGCAUUCGGAGAAUUAUCGCACGAUGGGGUUGAAAGACCGAGUUUAGGACUAUCUGUAAAUAGUCCUAAAAGAACGGGUCAACUUAUACCAUUGGUUGAUAACACCAUAAUAACAGAAGGGUCUUCGGCUGGAUCAUUUAUUGCAAAGGAUAGUGCUCGAUCGAAUAAAUCAAACGUAACAAAAGAUAUAGAAGAACAGAGCAUUAUGAGUUUAACUUGCAUCGCUCAAGCGUUACAAGAUAUCGAUAUCAAUACACCGCGAAAAUUAGUGGAUCAACUUAUAAUGGCAAAGAAAAAGAAAAAGCCAAUCCAGAUACAAGAUGUGGAUAAAUCUAGAGAUACUUACACGUUUUCGCCCUCAAAACGAAAAUCUAUGCCCGCCACUCCCAAUACAAAAAUUGAUCAUUUUGAGAAAGAUAUGGAGUUGUUAAAUCUUCCAUCAAAACUGUCUCUAGAUAGCAAGACUGCGAAUGAAAUAAUGGCGGUUAAACAUUCGGUUCCUACAGAAUUUAAAAAGGAAAUGUGUAGCGGGAACUUAACGAGUACAUUUAAUCAAGAUUUUAAGUCGUUAUUGGAAGAUUCUAAUUUAUCUCAUUUGCAUUAUAAUAAUGACAAAAAACUUUCACCUCACACUUCAAUAAUUAAUGUCGAACAUAAUCGAGAGAAUAAGUCUGUUAAUUCAAAAAAUGAAGAAGUAGGAAAGAACGAUAUUAAAAAAGAAGAAAAUGUUUCUUAUAAAGACAAAUCCGAAACUUUUAUACAAGACAUUUCGAAUUUACAACGAUCUGAAUCUCAAUUAAAUAAUGUUGUGAUAGGUAAAAGUACAGAGGAACUGUGCAAUUGUAUCGUUGGUAUGUCAAGGGAGACUGACAUUGAACUUUUAAACAAAAGUGAUAGAUGGUUAAUAUGUUCGUUGAGCGUAAAUCAAAUUCAAGGGGACAAGAAAUAUGUUAAACUCACGUUACCAAAAGACGUCAUUCUUAUUAAACCGGACGCGGAACAACACGCCAAGAUCGCCGUAACGGUAGUGAAAAUGAGUAAACCAAUUAUAGCAGUUAUAAACAUAACAGUAUCGGACAUGGUAACCAGAUCCGAAUGGGUUAUGAAACACAUAAUUUGUUUCAAGCCCGAGGAGCUCAAUAUAAACAUCUUGAACCCUUCUCAAAAAAGAGAAUACGAUUUUCAAUCUAUCGUUGAAAAUAGUACGGCUGUUCUACCCAUUACAAUCAACAAUAAAAACAGCAUCAAUGUUUCUAUUAAACUCGCUAUAUUACAGGAUGAACCGUUAGUAUUCAGUCUGGAAAAUUCCGACGAAUUGCAACGCGUGAUCAUUAAACCUCAAGACACGUUAACCAUGAAUAUACAGUGUAAAGGUAUCUUGCCAAAGAACACAAAAGCUCAACGAUUUUUACAACGUUACGAAGGCAAUUUAAUAAUUCAGGUGGAAAACGGUCCUGACGAUACCAUAAUGAUCAAGGAAAUUCCUCUUGUUGUGCAAGUAGGAAUUUGUAAGAUACAAGUAAUCGAUACAGAUUUACCAUUGAUCCUUCCCAACAAGCAAACUAAACCGUUGACUGUGAUCAACGCCGGCAAUAUGUCGGUGACAAUAUCCGCUACGUUUACACAAGACACUGAGAUCGAGAAAGCCACGAAAUGUUUUUCAGUUCAGCCCGAAAAUAUAUGCCUGCGACCUAAUGAAACUGGCUGUUUCUUUAUUACGUACAAACAACAAAAUUUGAAUGUUUCAAAAAUGCACGCGAAGAUCAAGUUAUUGGCUGCCAGUAAUGUAUAUCAUUAUUCUUUAAUCGGAGAAUCGAACGCUUGCACGGAACCGGAGGCUGAGAAUUUUCCUCGUUGCGAAACGCCUCAAUACUUAUCGUCCGUUAGUUCUCCAUCGUCCCCGAAUAGCGUGACUUCAAAUAAAUCUGGAAUAUCCGGGAGAAAUUCGCCUCUUAGUUCGGUGUCGGGUUCGACUGUUGCCGGUGAUAAAAUUCCCAUAAGAACCACUCACGCUGCCCUGGUAUGGAACAGCGUGAAGACUGGCAAAUCGGAUAUUAAGGAAUUUACCAUUCGCAACACAAGCAACAACAAAAUUAAGAUUCAAGCCGUUAUAUCGGACAACGAUAAGAAUUUUCGGUUCCUUCGCGAACGACAAGCCGUUGGCACGACCAUUGUAUUAAUUUUACAAGGUUCAGAGAGCAGAACGCUGUCUGUCGUGUUUAGUCCCCAUCAUCUGAGCGCAGCUACCGGCAAAAUAGUAUUUAGACACUAUGAACCUAGGAGGGAAGAUAACGAAUCUCGACCGACAAAAGCGUUGUUUUUAUACGGUUAUGGUGGUUAUAGCAGGGUCGAAUUUUUUGAGGCAUUCAAGGACACAAGCGGAAAAAUGUGGUUAUCGCUCGGUACUUUAAAUUCCGGAGGUUCUUUGAACUCGAAGAUCAAAUUACAAAACACGGGGGAUCUGUGUUCAUACGUUAAAAUAAAAUUAACGCCAAAAGCCGUGUAUCCUACUAUGGUUUCGAGUUGGCAAGUGAAUCCAACCGAGUUAUUGUUGAAUCCGAAAGAAAUUCAAUGGGUGACUUUGAAAUUUCAACCGCGUAAAGAAGAUUUAGCACUCUUACAACGCUCGGAUGUAUCUCACGUAGGAACAGUAAUAAUCACUCACGGAGACGAACCUUCGCGUUGGCGAAUUCGUAGAUUGUACAACAAAAUGAAGGAAACCGGUGAACUAAACGGAAACGAAAACGAAGCAUUUAGAAACAUACUUCACCCAAUAUGCAAAGCUUUCCCUGGGGAACAGUUAAUGCCGGACAUAAAUGUUAUUCGUGAUUCAGUGCAAAACCUUGGAGACCUUUGCCGAGGAAUACGUCAACAUGAGAUAUUGUUGACGAUGGAAGUGUGUGCUGACGAAACGUUGUCUGUCCUCCAGGACAACGCAGACGAAUCGCAAAUGUUUUACUCUCUUUGUAGCGAUAAUAGUCAUGUAUACGAAGGACACGGCGAAAGUUAUUUACCCUCCGAAACGUUCGUAGGAAAUUGUAUGUACACUAAUACUAGCAAUGUUACGGCCAGUCCGUCCACCAUAAUUUUAACUCCACCGAUUAGAACAGAAGCAAUCGUGACGAUCAGAAGUUCUUCUACCGUGGCAGAGCCAUUUGAAACUUGUUUGUCAAAUACAGAAUAUUUGAGCGUCGUUCCUACGGAGGGCAUGAUACCCACGAGAAGAGAUUUCCAAUUAAAAAUUCAAUGCAAAGCGAGGAUGGAACGCAGUAUUAAUGCAGUACUUGAAAUUUUUACAGAAAAUAACAAGCUAGAUGUACAGAUAAAAGUAAACGUUAAACGACCAUAAAUUAGAAUGUUAGAAUUAAUAAUUUUACGUAAAUAUGUAUCGUUAAGAAUACGCUGUAGUUUUACAUUUUUA